This is a messenger RNA of Haemonchus placei, 3039 nucleotides long. The record is from the annotation of a GenBank genome assembly. Lineage: Eukaryota; Metazoa; Nematoda; Chromadorea; Rhabditida; Trichostrongylidae.
AUGAUGCCAAUGGAGACCGCAUGGAAGGGGUUACAGGUGAUCAGUUCCGUCACUAUCGCUAUGUCAAUUGGUGCAGUAGUCGUCAUCAGUAAUGUGAUUUUCGUUCCAAUCGUGUGGAACGAAAUCUCACUGACAUGGAAUCAACUCGAACAGCAGUUAAACGAUGUGGAGGCUAUAAGGAUCUCCAUCAAAAAGGCACUUGACACACUCCCUGUUGAGCUGACAAGGCAGGCUAGAGAUUUAGCAAGGCAGCGGCUGGACGAUGAGACAAUGGAGUCAUCGACUAAACCAGACAGUACACUCACCCGAAGGCGACGCACACACAGAAAAAGGGAGAAAGUCGGAAGACACACAUCUCGCAAGCUGACGCUUCGAGAAUCGAAACUAAUUGAUCUCUCCGGCAGCGGAGGGCAAUGCGUUUGCUCACUUGAGAACAAGUGUCCAACUGGUCCACCGGGACCACCUGGUCAAAAUGGAGAAGAUGGAAGCCCUGGAAAGCGAGGGACACCUGGAAUGAAAGGACUUCAUUCUAUGGAUGUUACUGCUCAACACAUUUUCGCAGGUUGUCUGGUUUGCCCUGCAGGGCCAGAAGGGGCCCCGGGAGAAAGAGGACAAAUCGGCAUUCCUGGACCAAAAGGCGCGCCCGGCUUGCACGGUUUACCUGGCCGAAAUGGUGCUCCCGGCUCACCUGGAGAUAUUGGUCCGCCAGGAAAGCCGGGCAAAACAGGGAAUGCUGGAGAAGCUGGUCCACGAGGCAUGGAUGGUAUGGUGUCAGAAGGACUACCAGGAGUCAAAGGUAAACCCGGUUCACGUGGUCCUCGUGGUAAACGCGGUGACCAUGGCAAGAAUAUCAGUGUGAAAGGUGACGCCGGGCCACAAGGACGGGCCGGAGACGAAGGCGUGCCUGGCCUCCGAGGACCUGAAGGACCACCUGGAGCUAUGGGCUUGCCAGGAACCCCUGGAGUUUCCCCGGACUGCGACUGCAAGCAGAUCAGAGGUCAUCAGUCUGCACAGCGACACUUACGUGUGCAUUUACUAGAAAACCAAGACCGAGAUGCCCACCUUGCGAGUGUACUUAGCAGCUUAAAAACAAUCAAAUCUGCUGACAGAAGUUCCGAACGAAGUAGUGAAGAGGAAGAGCUCUUGCCAGGAGAAGGAUCCGGGGAGGAGAGUGAAAUCGCAACAACAACCCAGCCGAAUGAUGUUGUAGAGGAAGGGCCAAUACAGGAUUUCAAGGAAAUGAAAGAGGAGAAUGAAGCUGCAGAUAAUGUGCAUGAAUCAUCCACAACAGCUAGCAUAUCAUUACCCGAGGAACAAAACGGGGCCGAUGUAGGUCUUGCUGCUGAGAUGCCAGUUAUAGAGCUGACUUCAGAGAAGAUCACUUCACCGACGGAGACCGAUACCGAUCCUUUACCAUCAUUGGGGACUGAACUGCCAUCACAAGGAAUAUACGAUAUUCUCGUGAAAGUGCCAACACGAACAUCUAAGGCGAACGGAGAUGUUCAUCGUGCUCGAAAAACCGGGAGAAAGCCAAUUCGAAAACCUCCAGGACAUAGCCGUUUUCCUCAACCCCAUUUGAAUGUUAAACACCUUUCUGGCAAUCGGAAUCGGAAGGGUGUGAAGAAAUUCAAGGUUGAUGGGGACGCCGGUGCAGUGGAAUCAGAAGCUGGAAAAUCAGGACAAUUCAGCAAGCCCGCCUUUGAUAUAGGAAUGGUUUUUGCAGCACGGGAACGGAAACGUAAACGAUUGCUAGCACAAAGAGGUAAACUCGUCCAUAGAGAACAAUCGAAACGGCUCCGGAACACUGCUACAAAUACAACGUUCAAUCAGAGAAGCCCAAAGAACCAGAUAAAUCCGAACGUUGAUCUGAUCAUAUUGCCAAGACCUGCUCUGACGGCUUUUCCAGUACGAAACCCCACAAUUUCUAUAUUCAACACGCUAACGAAUGAUAUACGGACCGAGUCGUCAUCCGGUACUUUACAGCAGCCCCAACGAGCAUUCGGUCCUCCAACUAGUCAGCAAAGAAUCAGCAUACCACUGGUGACUCCAUCAGAAGGUGAGAUUCCUGUCCGUGAUGAUGUUGAACGCCGGCUUUAUGCUGUAGAAAAUGAGUUGCGAAGUGUGGCCGACGUAAGAAAGCGUUCAUCUGACGAGCAAGCGAGCUCAGGACAUUUAGAAGAAGGUAAUUGGAGGAGCAGCAGUCAGAGUCUUGGUGGAAGUGAGGUGCCUUUACCUUCAGAAGUAAUAGCACCACUCAAGAUAGACAUCGAUAAGGAGCUCGGAUUAGGCAUGACUGGGAAGAUUCGUGAGAGUGAGUACGCCCUCCCGGUGGGACUUCCAUCAAAAAUCGCUAUGAUAUACAGUACCGAGCCAGAAGAACACAAAGGAGGAAGUGACACAAUCCAAGAGCAGAGCCUCGAUAAGAACCUCGUUGAAGGAUAUGUUCUCCCCAUCGACAAAAUAAUGGAUAAACGAAAUUCCAUCGUUGAUCUAGGGUUUUUUACCCCAUGGAACGCUGGGAAAAGACGUAUACACAUUCUUCUCGACCGUGAUUCGCAGAACCCUUCAAAUGGCUAUGUCGGGAUUACCUCACGAUCACACACGGAGAGCGAAAGGAUCCCGGCAAAAGAGCAUAUUACUUUCGUUGACCGCGCACCGUAUUCUCCUUUGGCAAGAGCUCGAGCGAUUAUCGGCGACAUUCCCUCACCAGAAGCUGAAGAAGCAGUAGAAGCAAAAUCUUCAGAUAUCAAGCGAUUUCAUGUGUCGGAGUUGGUUAGCGACAAAAAUCGGCGAGGAUAUCUCCAUACCGGAACCAAACUUGUCCGAGUCUCCACAGGAAACGUAGCAAAGAAGCAGUCUAUCGGUGGCAAGAAGAAGACGUCAUUGGCAGCUUCUAAAAGGAAAUCCUUUACUCCUUCAAGCAAGAAACACGCGGAAAUUAUGCCUGAGUUCGUAGGCGGAAGGAAAGGCUACGAGGCGAUCGGAAGAGUCCAGAAUUCACCCAAUGUUUGGAAAAUUGAAACUAUGCGGCUUUUGUAA